AGCAAUCACCAUGGGCUGUGGUUUUCUCCUCUUCAUCCUCUGUUGGAUCGCGGUCGGUAUAUCCAACGAGAUCAGCUACCGCCGACAACGAGCCGCCUUGGCCGCCGUGGCAGACCCGGAACAGCCCGGACCGCGGGCGGGAUCGGAGCGGCUUGCGAGGAGGCUACGCAAUGUCGUCGAGGUUGUGCAAGACAGGCCCAGCGACGCGGGGUCGGGUGGGAGCGACGAGCCCAAGUGCGCCAUCUGUCUCAGCAACCUGUAUGUGGAGAGCAGCUCGGCCUCCCCAGACCUGUCGGCCCCUCCGCCGCCAGCCAUCGGCUCGACAACGACGGCGCCCGCUCAGCCAUUCGGCACGGACGGGGCCGGAGGAGCCGCCGCCGCACCCCCAAGGCCGACAUGGGCGCGUCUGGCGUGCAGAAGAGUCAGGAGCAUGGCGCAAGCGUGCAUCCAGGCCGCGAGGACGCGCGUGUGCGGGCUGCCGCCGCCACCGCCGCCGCCUCCCCCUGUGCCCCUGCUGCCGCUGCCGUCGCCGCCUUUGCCACCCCUUCCCAGCGCGCGCGAGCCGAUGAGGCUGCUAACGUGCAGGCACGUGUUCCACUGGGCGUGCCUGCGGGGCUGGUGCGAGGGCCUGCUUGGCCGCCAGCAGCAAGAGCAAAACCAGCAGAAUCAGGGGCAGUCAAGCCAGGACCGGCGCAAGAGGUGUCCCAUGUGCCGCACCGUCUACCUCGAGGAGGUGGAGACGCCGCAGGAACAGCCGGGCGGGCAGGCGCCGGUGCUGCCCGAGUUGCCGAUGCUGUCGGCGCUGCUGCUGACGCUGGGUACGGACGCGAACGCGGGCGCGGACACGGGCGAGGCGUCGGCGGCGUCGGCGUCGCUGCCGGAACUGGUUGCGCCCCAGCCAAGUCCGGAGGAGCAGCAGGCGUCUGGCAGUGGCGGCGAUGCUUCCCAAAGUGGCACCGAGGCGCAGGAUACUCCUGAGGGCACGCCUGUCGAGGUUGGUAUUGGUGGUACUGCUCCCUCGCAGAAUGCCGUCGAGGCACAGAGUCUUUCGGGAGCGCCUACUGGCGGGGUUACUGUUGGUGACCCAUCUUCCCACAACGCCGCGCAGUCACAGGGCCCUUGGGGCGCGUCUAUCGGUGAUGGCAGGGGUCGUGCUGCUUCCUUGGACAACGUCACACAGGCACAGCAGCGCGGCACAGAUCAGACCGAACUGAAGAAACAGCGCGCGCGGAGCAGCUGACGGGCACGAGACUCGGACGAGGGACGAAUUAGACGGACACGUCUUCUUCACGGGGUCCAUGUCGUCGAUUUAGUGGGAAGCCAUGCACAGGUUUCGGGCCUUUCUUUGGUUUCAUUGGAGCUGUGGGGGUCCUUGCCAAGCCCUCAGCGCCGGCCGAUCAGCCCCACUGGCUCCACUGGCCCCUGCAGGGGAAGUCGAAUUGAUCAAUCA
Messenger RNA from Gaeumannomyces tritici R3-111a-1, 1450 nucleotides. RefSeq lists its product as hypothetical. Gene Ontology annotation, biological process: protein ubiquitination. Gene Ontology annotation, molecular function: ubiquitin protein ligase activity. The record is from RefSeq and is a predicted model, not a curated record. The coding region runs from base 11 to 1240 and encodes 409 amino acids. The transcript has 3 exons. NCBI's taxonomy places the organism in Eukaryota, Fungi, Ascomycota, Sordariomycetes, Magnaporthales, Magnaporthaceae.